Penicillium samsonianum is the source of this 1644-nucleotide messenger RNA. Its product is annotated as CTD-interacting domain-containing protein. The record is from RefSeq and is a predicted model, not a curated record. Bases 224 to 1483 code for a protein of 419 amino acids. Gene Ontology annotation, cellular component: RNA polymerase II, holoenzyme. Gene Ontology annotation, biological process: mRNA 3'-end processing. The transcript is spliced from 5 exons. Gene Ontology annotation, molecular function: RNA polymerase II C-terminal domain binding. NCBI's taxonomy places the organism in Eukaryota, Fungi, Ascomycota, Eurotiomycetes, Eurotiales, Aspergillaceae.
AGAAGGUUGAGAAUUGAGAUCUUCGUUUGAUAUUCCUUUGGCUUUGUUGCGGUGACUCUACUUGACUGCAACUUAACUGCGUUUCUAAAUCUCACUAGUGGUCUUCAAUUGCUCCUCGUUGCCUAUUUGUCUUCCACGCGAUUGCGACUUGCACUUCAGAUCUGAUAAUCUCACUUCUCAAAAGCUCCCCAUUCAAUUCAAGUGUUUACUAUUUUUUAUCAUCAUGGCUUUCACUGAUGACGCUGUUAAAGCAAAGCUAUCAGCUCUGAACGACUCGCAGGAGAGCAUUGUCACUGUUGCGCAAUGGGUCAUGUUCCACAGACGCCAUGCUGAACGGACCGGACAAAUUUGGCUUCAAAAGAUUCGCGACUCGCCGCCUCCCAAGCGACUCAACCUGAUCUACCUAGCCAAUGAGGUUGCCCAGCAAUCUAAAGUACGCGGAAAACAUGAUUUCCUCAUUGCGCUAUCCCCGAUAAUUGUCGAUGCUACAUCAGCGGCUUACAAGGGCUCGUCGAAUGAAUACCAACAAAGGAUCCGCCGAGUCGUGGAGGUCUGGAGACAACGCAAUGUAUUCGACACAGCUAUUUUGGAUGCAGUGGAAGCUCGCAUAGACGAACUCGACAAAGCUCGUCCUACAAACAAGAAGCAAACCCUCGGAGGAUCUUUCUUCAAGGACACUUCUUCGGGAUCCACCCCGUCCGAACUACAGCCUCUCAACCCAUUGCAGGUUGCUGUCAACAAGGCUGUCAUCAACUCCAACAAUUCCGCCACAACCGCUACUUCAGAGUUCGACAAGCUUCACGAUCCCAAGACUCCAAAGCCUACACUGCCCGUUCACGCCGCACGUCUUAGUUCACUCUUGAAGACGCUCGCCAACGCAGAAAACUCCGUAUCCGAGGUAAUCAAGUCGCGCCGUGCCUUGAUCGAUGGGCUUGAGAAGAUCCUUCAGACCAACCGUGCAGAGCUGUCGAAGGAGGAGACCCUUAGCAACGAGCUCUCACAGAAGAAAGCCUCAGUCGAUAACGAGAAGCGCGAGGUCGAAGAUGCGAUUAUGCGCGGUCUGCCCAGUGAAGAGUCUUCCACAAACCCCGGCGAACACAGCGGACAUGAUGACGUAUCCGCCCGCCCAGAAGUCGAAGCUUUGACACCUCCCCCGGUGGAAGCUAUUACACCAGUGGGGUCCCCACAGCCAGAAAAGCAGCAGCUCCGUCGCGGGCCUUUUACCGAAGAUGCGGACGACGACACCUCGGAGUGGAACCCCAUGAGCAUCCCCAACAUGCAGGAAUCAGGCAACGGGACUGCCGUCGCUGAUCAAUCCACUACUGUUUCUCCAAACCACCAUGGCAAUGACUUCGAUAUCGCUACCGAUGGCCAUGCAAAGAGGCGCAAGAUCUCGCAUGGCGAGGAGGACUAUGCGGCUUUUGCGGCCGGCGAUCUAGAUGCUGAUGUGGCUGACCUGCUUGCCACUCAGGGUAAACAUUAACUGAGCUAGAAGCAUUAUGGUCGAGGCCAUAUGUUACCUUGGUAAUGUAUGUGCUUCGAUUGCCCUUGUUUGGUGUGAUUUAUUCAUUUCACUUCUAUUCUAUUGACUGCCUCUUUGGGCAUUCUAGUUUCGGUUUAUGUUAGAUAUGAUUUUUUUUUUCG